This is a messenger RNA of Electrophorus electricus (electric eel), 5727 nucleotides long. NCBI's taxonomy places the organism in Eukaryota, Metazoa, Chordata, Actinopteri, Gymnotiformes, Gymnotidae. The record is from RefSeq and is a predicted model, not a curated record.
CCAGCUCGCUCCGCUGACAUUGACGUCGCUCUCGAUUCAGAGCGAGACGCAAUCGAAAUAAUAAGACACCGAGUUAAAGAAUCUCAGUUGCUCUCCGUCCACUCCGUUACGUGGUAUUUGUGCACGGGAGUGAGAGCGCGGCUGCAAGAUAGUCAUGAAAGGCUUAGGAACAAAAAAAGACCCGAAGUGCGCCGCGAAAAUGGAGAGCGACUACGGGACUGGCGAGCCGCGGCAUUGCCUUAGAAUCAUCACGAGUGUGACUCCGUUUGUUUUUUCCGCUGUUUCCGUCGCCUUUUGCAUCCUACUGGGCGUUCAAAUGAACGACAUUAAAAUCAGAGUGAUAGAUUUGGAAACUGCAAAUAGCGAGCGCCUUUUGCACCCGUCCCCUGCGUUUUCACGGGAUCAGUUUAAUUCACUGAUACAGAAAAGAGUGGAGGAGGUGUUGUCACAGCGCUCCUACGAAAAUCUUGCUAGGAUAAGGACUGCCCGUCAGGUCUCACCUGACUGCAACUGCCCACCAGGUCCUCCAGGGAAACGUGGAAGAAGAGGACGCAAUGGAGACCCUGGACCUCCUGGCCCACCUGGUCCGAAAGGCGACAAGGGCGAUCAAGGCGACCAGGGGCCGAGGAUGGUCUUCCCUAAGAUCAAUCAUGGCUUUCUUUCUGCUGACCAGCAGCUCAUUAAGCGCCGGCUCAUUAAGGGUGAUCAGGGUCAAGCGGGACCCCCAGGACCUCCUGGGCCUCCAGGUCCCCCUGGCCCCAGGGGGCCCCCAGGGGACACAGGGAAGGAUGGACCCAGGGGAGCUCCAGGCCUACCGGGUGAUACCGGAACCCCCGGAGAGCUCGGUCCUACGGGACCUGAGGGCCCUCCAGGAACCAAGGGUUCCAUAGGGCCAUCUGGCAUCCCAGGUAUCGAUGGAUUAAAGGGCGAGAUUGGUAUGCCGGGAUUAGAUGGAAUCCCUGGCGCCAAGGGUGACAAAGGGGAUCAAGGUGAAAAGGGCGACCUGGGAGAGGAGGGCCAGAAGGGAGACCCAGGCGAGAAGGGCGAUGCAGGAUCUUCUGCUGCUGGUAUAAAGGGUGAACCGGGUGAGCCAGGGCGAAGUGGGCAAAAGGGAGAGCCAGGACUUCCAGGGCUACCUGGACUUCCCGGAAUAAAGGGUGAGCCUGGAUACCUUGGGCCUCAGGGUGAGCCAGGCCUACCAGGACUUCCAGGAACCAAGGGAGAGCGAGGAGAGGCAGGCCCACCAGGGAAGGGGGAGCGUGGAGAGGCUGGACCGGCUGGGCCCAAGGGGGCUCAGGGGGAUCCAGGAACACCAGGCCUCAAAGGGUCAAAGGGGGAUACUGGAGACAAAGGGGACACAGGCCUCACAGGACCAAGAGGCUUGUCUGGAGAGAAAGGUGAACAGGGCACAACUGAAAUCAUCGACUACAACGGCAACAUCCAAGAAGCACUCCAGAAGAUAGCUGCUAUUACAGUGACGGGGCCUCCAGGGCCCCCGGGACCGGUUGGGCCUCAGGGCAUCAAGGGGGAUCCAGGUCUUCCAGGCCCCCCAGGACUUGAUGGAGAGAGGGGUUACAAGGGUUCGAAAGGGGACAUGGGAAUGCCAGGAAUAUCCGGAGAAAAAGGAGCAGUCGGACUGCCAGGACUGCCAGGUGUGAAUGGGCUGAAAGGAGAGAAGGGUGAGGCUGGUCCACCCGGACCUCAAGGACCCUCUAUUGUAGGUGCACCCGGAUCAGCUGGACCGCACGGGCCCCCUGGUCCAAUGGGCCCACAUGGAUUCCCUGGACCCAAGGGGGAACCAGGUUUGCACGGCUUGAAGGGAGUGCGAGGGGAGCCUGGCCAUAAGGGUGACCGAGGACCCCUGGGCCUCCCUGGAGCGUCUGGCUUGGACGGCAAGCCGGGAUUAAUGGGUAUGGAUGGCCCAGUCGGUGCUUCUGGCCCUGCUGGUCCAAAAGGAGACAGAGGUGAGAAAGGUGCAACAGGAGAGCCUGGGCCAAGAGGACCUUAUGGAUUACCUGGUGCUGCUGGAACCCCUGGCCUGGAUGGGUCACCAGGCUUAAAGGGAGAGAAAGGCUACGUGGGGGAAAGAGGAGAAAAGGGGGAGAAGGGAAAGAAGGGCAAAAAAGGGCCUAAGGGGGAAAAAGGAGAACAGGGUGCCCCUGGAUUAGAUGCUCCCUGCCCAUUGGGUUUCCGGGGCUUUAAGGGUGAAAAGGGCGAGCCAGGCCAGCCUGGUCUGGAUGGGCUGGAUGCCCCGUGCCAGUUGGGCCCAGAUGGACUACCCAUGCCUGGCUGCUGGCAAAAGUGAUCAGUUGAACUAAAAAUCGCAUGGAAUUUGUAAAUAAUGCUUCGGUUUUGUAUUUAUAGUUUUUUUUUUUUAAUUGUGGAAAAAGAAUAUGAAUAUCAAUGGAUAUGAAUAUAAAAAUGUGCGUGCAUUGAGGGGGAAAAGCGCAAGAUCAUGAAGUUCAACUACUCAACUGCUUUUACUCAUCCUUGUGCAGUCCUGGCAGUGGGUGUCAGUUUCAUGUGUGUGUGUGUGUGUAUGUAUAUAUAUAUAUAUAUAUAUAUAUAUAUAUGAACAGCCAGGUGACCCAUGCCUGGAGACUCAUGCACUCAAGGGAAGGUUGGCUCUGAACUUUGCAUGUUCCUCUGAGUAAGAGUGGGUACCAAAAUGGACUAACAAGGUGCAAACAGGAGUCGGACGAGAAACAGAAGGCGAAGGACAGAUCAGGACUCAACAUGGAAGGCUAGCCAUAUGUUUGUGCUCAUCCGAAACCUCAUCAUCUCAUCAUGCCAUACUACCAGCUUAAAAGACUAAAGACUGUCUCUCCACAGCCCACAAAUAAGCAUGAAUGUAUAUACGUAUCACGUUGUGUUGUGGUCAAAAUGGUAUGGCUUCUGCAAAACACUAACUGGCUGUCGGGCUUUCUCACAUUGUACAAUAACAAAUACGUGGCCUCAAGUUUUACUUUACAUUUUGUCAUCUUCUAAAGGGAGUCACCCCUUGGCUGGUAGCCUGAGAAAGUGACAUAUCUGGAGGUCGAGAGCUGUUGUUGGUUUCCUUUAUUGUAAAGAGGCCACUCCCAGACCUGGGCCUGCAGUGCCUCUGUAUCUCACUUGCGUGACUCCCCGAGCCCUGGCGCUUACUCCAAGCGACAGCCGACUGACCAUAAACGUAGAGUGAGACGAGGGAAAGGGCAGCCACUGCACUAUCGUCACCCAGGUGAGGGGCGGAGCCCAGGAACUCCGCCCCAUGAAAGUUUACCUGGACCUCAAAGUUCCUUGGAGUGGCUGUGAGCAGGUGAAAGGAGAGUCCUCUCACCGCUCUAAUCAAUCAAAAUUGCCAUCCCAGAACACCUCACAGUACAGGCCGUAGCAGGAGGCUACAUGAUGUGAUCUACUGAGAACAGGAUUACAUUUGUUUUUGACUUUACUUUCAGUUGCUGAUUUGAUUUGUUUUUUAAAAUUUUUAUUAUAGCCUUUAGUGCCUCGAACAUUUUGUUAUUCAUUCCCGCAUUGUAAACAUUUAUUUUGUCGAAAUUCUACAUUAUAUAGAGUGGUGAAUUCUGAUGUGUAUUGCAGCUGAUAAACAAAUGCUGUUCAUAUAUUGUAAGCAGCUGAGGGCACUGAAUAGAUAUGUUUCUUUGAUUUUAAAGUGCCAUUUGCUCUUUUAUGGCUUAUCAGAACAGAUGUUCCUAUGUGUCAAAGUAAAUACGAAAGAGCCUCGCAUACAGGGCUGUUUUGCUUCUCAAGGAAUGCACAUUGUACUGCUGAACCUAGCAGUUAUGAAUGCAAACCUCCAAAUGACAUUCACCAAGGUGCUUCUAUUAUUAUUAUUUGCUCCAAAACAUUUUACAUUGUGCGCAAUGUUGGCUCAAGCAAAUAUUUCCAAUUCAAGACAGAAGUUCCAGUGUCUUUUAGUCUUUAAGCUAACAUCACCUACCAGAUCAGUUACGGAUAACAAAUUGACAUUCCAGAGCCAUUCGGAAGAUUGCAUGACCUGUGGUCAUUUACUAUUAGCCAUCCACAAACAAGACAGCGUUAUCUCAACCUGCACUGAGUGAGGAACAUUUAAGAGUUUCUACUACAACAGUUUUACAGGGGCUUUUUUGGGCAUUUCAUUUCACUUUCUGAAGCAACCAUGAGGCAGCUUGGUUGUUUUGUGUGUUUUUGUAUGUACAGUUGUAUUUGAGCUAACUGAAACAUCUGCAUUAGCUUUUAUACUUUUAAGUAAUGCAGUGUUUAUUUUAUACUUUUAUUUUAUAUAGCAUAUUGCUGUAAACGGAGGCAUUCCUGAUAAGGUAGCUUUGAAGGUUCUGUUUUUCACUUCUCAGUACUACACAAGUAUAGUGGAGUUCUGCACUGAAAUGUUAGGCAAUAUGAAUUAACAAACACCAUGUAACACAAAUUGUUCUGCCCCAAUCCUGUACUUUUUGGAGCUGUGGUCAGCCUAAGUUGUUACACCAUAUUACAACAAUGUGUAAUUAUGUUAGGCUGUUUAAUUCAGUCAGCUAUGUUCUAGACAUCAGUUGGUCAUACAGUUAUUCACAUUUUAAGUCUAAACCGGACAGAUAAGUAAGCACAUACCACAUGGUAUAUUCACAGGCUACAUGUAAUAUAGUCUCCUCCGCCAUAAUUCUUGUUACAUUGAAUGUAGAUUAAUAUAUGUAUAGUGGAUUAUGCGUGUGCAGUUAAAUAUUCGCUCAUUUGAUGAAAAGUGCAAUUUAUCCUUUUCUUGUAUGUACUGAUAUGUGAACCAUAUUUAGUAUGCGAAUGCAAAUCAAUGUCAGUUACAUACAUUUAUUAUAAGUUAUGAGUUAUAUUUUAAUCCAUUUUACAUUGGCACUGGUGAUUACUCUGUUUUUGAGGUACAUGGACAAGGCUCAUAGUUAAUACAAAUAGACCAUAGAAUUUUGACACUGUUUGGCAAAGCUUUCAUUCUAUUAUUUGUUAAAAUGGCUGUAACCACCAUGCCAUCCGUAAACAUUUCGUUAAAUCUGAUCCACAUUAUAGUGUCUCCAUUAAUUACUUCACACUUAAUGAAACAAUACUGUUUGGUCAAAAUGUGGUUUAGUAUGUUUCCUUUUGUGUACAUAUGAGCCAAUGCAUCUUUUUAAUCCCUAUUUUUUCCCACAUUUGCAUAAAGUAUUUUCUAUACUUUCAACGUGGAUGCUGUUUUGUUGUUGUUGCUGUUGUUUAGUUGGUGUUUUGAAAAUUCCAUUUUCCACAAACCUUAUUUUUAUUUCCCCAGGUUUUUGUGUACAUUUCUUCACUAUUUAGGGUUUUCGUUUAUUUUACAAUGUUGGUUACAUUAUGUUACAGCAGUCUUUGACUGGGCUCUGUAAUCAUAGAAAUGCCAGCUCUGCAGAAAAACUGAAAGCACAUAUUUGAACGAGAUCAGUUUUUUUGGUACUGUGUUGAUGGUGAUGCUUAGUGUAGACUUCUUGUGUGAUAUUUUUGGAUCCAGUCAUCUAAUAAAAUCAGAAUGCGCAGAAUAAAUUCCAAAAACACAUUUCUCAGAAUAUGAAUCGCUGACAAACUCUCAAACAUUCUCUCUCAUUCAUGUUCUACUUUAUUUUGCUUUUUUAUAUCACUGAAUUUGAUUGGUUUACUGGAAAAUGCUUCGCAUUGUUAACGAGUGCCCAUAAAUGGCUCGAGGCACUUCAUUUUUCAAUACGUUUUAUGUGUUAAUACCUUUGGAGCCAAAUAAAUUCGUUUGUUUUUCUUGAA